CUGAACUAUAAUUUAUUUUUUUUGUUUCUGAUAUUCACCUGCCUGUUGCUUUCAAGCUUCUCAUUAUCUUUCUGUAUUUUAUGCAUCUCGGUCGCUAGAUAUUAAUAUAUACCGGUUCCAGUACAUCCAUGUCUUUUCGGGGAGGCAGAGGAGGACCCGGCGGUCGUCCUGGCCCUAUUUAUGGCCUGGAUAUCAAACCUGAUUUCACUCCUUCAGAACGCUAUCCAAAAUUUGCACUGCCGGUGCAGGCGCCUUUGACUGACUUUGAACGGCGUUGCGUACGACAGCUUCUACAGUUCCAGCAAGAAGUGUCUGGCUCAGCCUUUUAUGUCCUGGAGAAGAAGAACGGUACAGUCGAGUACGAAGGAGGAAUAAACGACGGUAUCAAACGGUACUCUGAUAGAUUUCUCAAAAAACGAAAGACUGGCAAAGCCGUCACUGAUCAUCCAUACAUUGCGGAGUUUUUUCCACAAGAGCUUCAUUCUGCUCUAGGCCUUAAAUCCAGCGGGAAGCAGAAACCAAUCAAGCUUGAUCUUGCUGAACAUAAAAAGCACAUCCUGGAAGCAGUUAUCAUGAACACCGGCGACGACGAGGUAGCUGGAGCUUCUACAGGCGCGGUCGCUGAAGACGAAAACGAAGUCGAAGAAGACGAUAUGGACGACCAAGAAGACGAGGACGAGUUUGAAGAAGACGAGGAGGGCGAUUACAAUGCUGAAAAGUACUUUGACGACGGCGAAGACGAUUAUGGCGACGACGGCGGUGAUGACGAAGCUGCAUACUGACGACUAUUUAUGUAUAUGUCUGUUUAUAUUGGCGUUUUUGGGUCCUUUUGGGAAACUAUUGCUUUUGAUUUGCUU
This is a messenger RNA of Myxozyma melibiosi, 857 nucleotides long. Its product is annotated as DNA-directed RNA polymerase III, subunit Rpc31. Bases 129 to 782 code for a protein of 217 amino acids. The record is from RefSeq and is a predicted model, not a curated record. Gene Ontology annotation, cellular component: RNA polymerase III complex. The transcript has 4 exons. Lineage: Eukaryota; Fungi; Ascomycota; Lipomycetes; Lipomycetales; Lipomycetaceae. Gene Ontology annotation, biological process: transcription by RNA polymerase III.